This is a messenger RNA of Ictidomys tridecemlineatus (thirteen-lined ground squirrel), 2260 nucleotides long. Lineage: Eukaryota; Metazoa; Chordata; Mammalia; Rodentia; Sciuridae. The record is from RefSeq and is a predicted model, not a curated record.
GAGAAGAGGGAAUUAUUAGGGGAACUGGUUCAUAUAUUAUGGAGUCCAAGAAGUCUCACUAUACACCAUCAAUGCUGGAGAACCAGGGAAUCUUGUGGUGUCAUUAGUUCAGUCUGAGCCUAAGGGCAUAAAAACCUUGGGUGGAGAUUGCUGGUAUUAAGUUCCGAGUCCAAAGGUUUGAGAACUGAAGUUCUGAUGUCUAGGGGCAGGAAAGAGUUCUCAGCUCCAAAGAGAGAUUGGACCUGUCCUUUCUCUGCCUGCGCGUCCUCUCUGGACCCUCAGUGGACCACACUGGGGAGGGUGUGUCUUCAGUCUACCAACGCAGACACCACCCACUCUCUCCUGGAAAUGACCCAACAGACACACCCAGAAAUCAUGUUUCAGGGGACAUCUGACAAGCUGACACUUGACAUCAACCGCGUCAGGAGGUGACCACCGCUGCCUUGUUUUCAGAUCCAACCCACAGAGCAGGGCUUGAAGGAAGUGUCGAAGCUGGUGGGCACCUAUCCUCAGGGCUUUAUGACAUGGCUGGGCCCCAUCAUUCCCAUCGUCAGUCUGUGCCACCCCAACAUCGUCCGAUCUGUCCUCAGUGCCUCAGCUGCGGUUGCACUGAAGGAUGUGAUCUUCUACAGCUUCCUGAAGCCCUGGCUGGGGGAUGGGCUCUUGCUGAGUUCUGGUGACAAAUGGAACCACCAUCGUCGCCUGCUGACACCUGCCUUCCAUUUCAACAUCCUGAAGCCCUAUAUGAAGAUUUUCAAUGACAGUACGAAUGUCAUGCAUGCCAAGUGGCGGCGACUGGUCUCAGAGGGCAGCGCCCGUCUGGACAUGUUUGAGCACAUCAGCCUCAUGACCUUGGACAGUCUGCAGAAAUGCGUCUUCAGCUUCGACAGCAAUUCUCCCAGCCGCUGGAAGCCCAGUGAAUAUAUUGCUGCCAUCUUGGAGCUCAGUGCCCUCGUGGUCAAAAGGAACGAGCAACUCCUCAUGCACAUGGACUUCCUGUACCUUCUCAGCCCCAGUGGGCAGCGCUUCCGUAAGGCCUGCCGCCUGGUGCAUGACUUCACAGAUGCUGUCAUCCAGGAGCGGCGCCGCACCCUCCCUGAUCACGGUAUUAGUGACUUCCUCAAGGCCAAGGCUGAGUCCAAAACUUUGGACUUCAUUGAUGUGCUCCUGCUGACCAAGGAUGAAGAUGGAAAAGAGUUGUCGGAUGAGGAUAUAAGAGCAGAAGCUGACACCUUCAUGUUUGAGGGCCAUGACACCACGGCCAGUGGUCUCUCCUGGGCCCUGUACAACCUGGCAAAGCACCCGGAAUACCAGGAGCGCUGCCGGAAGGAGGUGCAAGACCUGCUGAAGGACCGUGAUCCUAAAGAGAUUGAGUGGGACGACCUGGCCCAGUUGCCCUUCCUGACCAUGUGCAUCAAGGAGAGUCUGCGGUUGCACCCCCCAGUUACAGUCAUCUCCCGCUGCUGCACCCAGGACGUUGUGCUGCCCGACGGCCGGGUCAUCCCCAAAGGAGUCACCUGCCUCAUCAGUAUUUUCGGGACUCAUCACAACCCAACUGUGUGGCCGAACCCUGAGGUCUAUGACCCCUUCCGCUUUGACCCAGAAAACGCCAAGGACAGGUCACCUCUAGCUUUUAUUCCUUUCUCCGCGGGACCUAGGAACUGCAUCGGGCAGACGUUCGCCAUGAGCGAGAUGAAGGUGGUGCUGGCGCUGACGCUGCUGCGCUUCCGCGUCCUGCCCGACGACACCGAGCCGCGCAGGAAGCCCGAGCUGAUCCUGCGCGCCGAGGGCGGGCUCUGGCUGCGCGUGGAGCCGCUGAGCGCCGGCGCGUAGUGACCCACCGAGGCGGGUCCGGGGACCCCUCCGUGCAGAUCCCCCAAGCUACCUGUGCAGAUACCUGCAAUAAAACGGUUUCACCUGCGUUUGAGUCUCACCGAGCGUCAGCAGGGGGCGCGGGGGACGUCGGGCAACCAAAGUGGUGGCCUAGGUGCGGGAGGCGAGGCCCGACCCUCGCUGGCUCUGGCUGGCCUCACAGCCCCUGAGCACAUGGUGGGAGUCUUGGGAGGUGUUGGAGCAGAAGGUGGACCUAGAGUAAGGGCAGGGUUGAGCCUCUGAGUCACAAACGCUCAGAACGCUAAAUGUUUACCAUCCUUACCUCUGUUCGCCUCUCCUAAUGUAGCCUGCAUUUUCUCAUCAUGGGAUUUUUUUCACUGUUGCAGUGGCUACUAAAUUACUAGGUUUAUUAAAAAUAGCAAACUCA